Messenger RNA from Lactuca sativa (garden lettuce), 1100 nucleotides. Its product is annotated as putative germin-like protein 2-1. The record is from RefSeq and is a predicted model, not a curated record. Gene Ontology annotation, molecular function: manganese ion binding. NCBI's taxonomy places the organism in Eukaryota, Viridiplantae, Streptophyta, Magnoliopsida, Asterales, Asteraceae.
AAAGAUGCCAGAAAGCCGGCUGACCAAUUCCUUAUCCAAACGAGCAUAAUGUUGUUCUUAAUGUCUUAGGCGGCAAUUCUGAUAGAUAGCUUAUUUUACAUUGGAUGCAGAGAGAAACAUAAGAUAUAUGUAUUAAACAAUAGGAUAAAAAACCAUGCAGAUUAGCCCUAUAUAUAUUGAACAAAGCAGCUUCGUAAAGCACCAAAAACCAUCUGCAUUGUCCCUCUUAUUCCUUAGCUUUCAUAUUUUUUUUUUUUAUCUUUCAUUGCUGUUAUUAAUAAUAUUUGAAGAAAUGUGGAACAGAUUCAUUUUAUUGAGUGUUGUAGCUCUAACUUUUAGCUACCUUGCCUUAGCCUACGAGCCUAGUCCCCUCCAAGAUUUUUGUGUAGCCGAUCCCAAUAGCACAGUCAAAGUAAAUGGUGUAACAUGUAAGAACCCGAUGCAAGUUCAAGCAGCUGAUUUCUUCUUCAGUGGGCUACAUCUCAGGGGUAACACAUCAAACCAAUUGGGAUCAAAGGUGACCCCAGUCUUUGCGACUCAGUUACCAGGGCUAAACACUUUAGGCAUCUCAAUGGUUCGAAUUGACUAUGCACCAUGGGGACUUAAUCCUCCUCACACUCACCCGAGAGCCACAGAGAUUCUUACGGUUCUUGAAGGGACCCUACAAGUUGGAUUUGUCACUUCUAAUCCCGAUAACCGCUUUAUCACCAAGGUGUUGCAAAAGGGUGAUGUUUUUGUGUUCCCUGUGGGACUUGUUCAUUUCCAGCGGAAUGUGGGUAAUGGAAAUGCUGUUGUUAUUGCUGCAUUAAGCAGUCAAAACCCAGGUGCUAUAACAAUUGCAAAUGCUGUUUUCGGAGCAAAUCCUUCAAUUCCAGCGGAUAUUCUAGCCAAGGCAUUCCAAGUGGAUAAGAGUGUGGUGGAUCAGCUACAAGCCAAAUUCUAAAGUUACAAAUAUUCCAAUGAUAAAAAGGUUUACAGUUGAUGUCCGUGUGAUUGUUUAAUUUCAUUCUUUGGCUUCUUUUGAAGGCUUCAUUCAAAUUUAUUUAUGUGCAAUUGUCUUUUCAUGUUGGUAUUUAUUCAUGGUGUACUUUAUAUAUUAA